Molecule: messenger RNA, 462 nt
Organism: Purpureocillium takamizusanense
Lineage: Eukaryota; Fungi; Ascomycota; Sordariomycetes; Hypocreales; Ophiocordycipitaceae
Exons: 1
Coding region: 1-462 (153 amino acids)
Source: RefSeq, a predicted model, not a curated record
AUGUCUCACUUAACCGACUCGAUCCCGCGCAGCCUCAUGGCCGCCAACAGCCUGCUCUUCUCGGGGCUGCUCUACGUGAAGAGCUGGAACGAGACGCACGUCUUCAACCCGCGCUGGCCGGCGCACGCGCGCUUUCACAACGGGCAGUCGCUGUCUUUCGGCGCCAUGGCAUCGCUCACAGCGACGUGGCUCUUGCACAGGCGCACGCUCACGGCAGACGCGGCGCAGGAUUCGCUCCUCCUCGCCGCCAUCGUGGGCUCCAUGCCGGCCGCCUCCGGAAUCACGGCCGUGUUCUACCCCGGGUCCUGGUGGGCGGAGCCAGAAUGGGACAACGGCAAGAUAAUGGGCCCGCAGGGGUGGGUUUACGUCGGACAGGUGGUGCUUACCUGGACGUUGUUUUUGCUGGAGAAGUUGCGUCUGCAGGCCGAGGCGGAGAGGGCCGCAAAGGCCAAGAAGCAGUGA